Paramecium sonneborni is the source of this 603-nucleotide messenger RNA. Lineage: Eukaryota; Ciliophora; Oligohymenophorea; Peniculida; Parameciidae. The record is from the annotation of a GenBank genome assembly.
AUGAUUUCUGAAAGUUUCUAGUUGUCUGACUAAAGCUAUCCUUAAAACCAUGAGGAAAGCUCUCAUUAAACAGAGUACCAUCUUCAAACAACAAGUUCAUAAGAUGAAGGAAUCUUUAAAUCUAAACAAUUUAGGUAAAGAAAAAAGACAAUCCAAUAUGGAUAAAAAGAUAGAAGCAGCGCCAUUUACAAAUAUAUUAAGGAAAAGCAAAAGUCUUUCCUUAAUUAUAAACCAAGGGCUUAAAUUUCUCAAUUUUCAGCUGAAGAAGACAGAAUUCUCAUUUUGCUUGUAAAAAAGUUAGGGCCCAAAUUCAAUAAGAUCACCCGGUAUUUUUCAGGAAAAACAGUCAAUAUGAUUAAAAACAGAUACUAUAAGUCACUACGCCAUAUUGAAUCUUCAGAAAUUCCAAAAGAACUGGAAGAAGAGUUACUUUCAAACAAAAAUGAAUCUAGAAUAAUUGGAAGAAAAAUACUUAACUUAUGGCCUUAACAUAAAUAAAUGAGCUCCGUAAUAGAAGGUAGUCCUCUAUUUCCUGAAGCUAAAGAAAUAUUACAUACUUUUUUAUCUUCAUUUUAGCAGUUAGUAAGCAAUUGCAAAAAAUGA